Molecule: messenger RNA, 5343 nt
Organism: Fusarium venenatum
Lineage: Eukaryota; Fungi; Ascomycota; Sordariomycetes; Hypocreales; Nectriaceae
Biological process (GO): microtubule-based movement
Molecular function (GO): microtubule binding; microtubule motor activity; ATP binding
Source: RefSeq, a predicted model, not a curated record
AUGCCGCCCGCCGGUGGAGGAAAUAUUAAGGUGGUAGUGAGAUGUCGACCCUUUAACAGCAGAGAAAUCGAGAGAAAUGCACAAUGUAUUGUCGAAAUGAAAGGGAACCAGACGGUGAUUACCGCACCUGAAGGAAAAGGAGUGAAAGAUUCAGGACCAAAGGCUUUUGCUUUUGAUCGUUCCUACUGGUCAUUCAACAAAGACGAUCCAAAUUAUGCCGGCCAAUCCAACCUGUUCGACGAUCUGGGACAACCUCUUCUCGACAAUGCCUUUGAGGGAUACAACAACUGUAUCUUUGCCUAUGGUCAGACAGGUUCUGGAAAAUCUUACUCUAUGAUGGGUUAUGGAAAGGAAAUUGGCAUCGUCCCUAUGAUUUGUCAGGAAAUUUUCAAGAGGAUCGAUGAGAUUCAAAAGGAUGGCAAAACCAAGUGCACAGUUGAAGUGUCCUACCUGGAGAUCUAUAACGAACGUGUACGCGAUCUGCUUAACCCGUCAACCAAAGGUAACCUUAAGGUCCGAGAGCACCCUUCUACUGGUCCUUACGUCGAAGAUCUCGCCAAGCUUGCAGUCAAUGGAUUCCAGGAGAUCGAACAUCUCAUGGAUGAAGGAAACAAGGCCCGAACAGUUGCCGCGACCAACAUGAACCAGACCUCGAGUCGAAGUCACGCUGUCUUCACUCUAAUGUUGACACAGAAGAAGAUCGACACCGACACAAAAAUGGCAUUGGAAAAGGUCGCAAAAAUCAGUCUGGUCGAUUUGGCAGGCUCUGAACGAGCGAACUCUACUGGUGCGACUGGUGCGCGAUUGAAGGAAGGUGCCGAAAUUAACCGAUCGCUGUCAACACUGGGUCGUGUUAUUGCAGCAUUGGCCGACCUGUCUACGCCUGGCAAGAAGAAAAAGGGCUCCGGACAAGUCCCGUACCGAGACAGUGUCUUGACGUGGUUGCUAAAGGACUCCUUGGGUGGUAACAGUCUGACGGCAAUGAUUGCUGCCGUUAGUCCUGCCGAUAUUAAUUUUGACGAAACACUCAGUACUCUUCGAUACGCCGAUUCUGCGAAGCGAAUCAAGAACCACGCUGUGGUCAACGAAGAUGCCAACGCCCGUAUGAUCAGAGAAUUGAAGGAGGAGCUGUCGUUAUUACGAGGCAAACUCGGAGGAGGUGGAGGAGCUGUGGUCGCGGGGGAGACAUACGCCGAAGGCACGCCUCUGGAUCAACAGAUGGUCAGCAUCACUGGCCCCGACGGUGUUCUGAAGAAGGUCUCGAAGGCAGAGAUCGCAGAACAGUUGAGCCAGAGUGAGAAGCUGUUGACAGACUUGAACCAGACAUGGGAGGAGAAGCUGCUGAAGACUGAAGAAAUCCACAAGGAACGUGAAGCAGCCCUCGAGGAACUCGGUGUCAGUAUUGAGAAGGGUUUCGUGGGGUUGCACACUCCAAAGAAAAUGCCCCAUUUGGUCAACUUGUCAGACGAUCCGCUUCUCGCAGAAUGUUUGGUCUACAACCUCAAACCUGGUACCACAACAGUUGGUAAUGUUGACACAAACGCCGAUCAUCAAGCGAACAUCCGACUCAACGGUUCCAGAAUCCUGCACGAUCAUUGUUCUUUUGAGAAUGCACCGGAUGGAACGGUGACCCUUACACCAAGCGAGGGCGCUUCAGUCAUGAUCAACGGAAAGCGCAUCACUGAGCCAUCACAACUACACUCUGGUUACCGUGUCAUUCUUGGUGAUUUCCAUAUCUUCCGAUUCAACCAUCCUAUGGAAGCAAGGGCUGAACGGGCUGAGGGACCAGAGAGACCACAGAGCUUGCUUCGCCACUCAAUCACUGCCAGCCAACUCCAAGCGCUUGAUCGAGGCUCGCCUUCACCGAGUCCUCGUCCAGGCCACGAAAGAUCGUUCAGCAGGGUAUCCGAAUUCGGCGACAUCUCUAGACCAGAAACUCCUUCGAUAUUCCAAAGAAACAGCCGUGAGUCAGAUUGGUCGCUUGCAAGGCGUGAGGCAGCUGGAGCAAUCCUGGGCUCUGACCAGAACUUGACCAGCCUGAGCGAUGAAGAGCUAAAUGCUCUGUUCGAGGACGUGCAAAAGGCUAGAGCUGAACGAGUGAACGUCCGUGAAGACGGAGACGAUUCAGACUCCUCUUAUCCGAUAAGGGAAAAGUAUCUGUCGAACGGAACAAUGGAUAACUUCUCAUUGGAUACAGCCUUGACUAUGCCCUCAACACCAAAGCAAGGUGAACCUGAUGACAGGCUAAGAGAGGUCCGAGAAGAGCUUCAAAACAAGUUGGAGAAGCAGAAAGAGGAAUAUCAAGAACAGCUCAAGAGUGCCGAGGCUGCCAACGUUGAGAUCGAAGAGAUUAAACAAGAAAAGGUUAAAAUGGAGGCUGCGUUGCAAGAGUUAAAGGAGGAUAUGCAGAAACAGCUUAACCAGCAGCGGAAGCAAUUCGAAGAAAAGAUGGAGAAGAUGGAUCCUUUGAAAAUGCCCAAGAAGAGCCCAACUCUUUCUGAUGAAGAAAUCGAGACGGCCAAGAGGGUUAUCAAGGCCUGGAGAGGUCGGCACUUUGUCAAGAUGGCUGAAGCGGUGUUGCAAAACGCACCCAUUCUCAAGGAAGCCCAAGUGAUGAGUCACGAACUUGAUGAGCAUGUUGUUUUCCAGUUCGCAGCUGUAGAUGUUGGCCACAUCUUGUGUUCCUCUUAUGAUAUGGUCCUCAACGGUCUUACCGGCGAGGGUGAUGAUGUUGCGCUGGAGGAAGCCCACAAGCCGUGUCUUGGCGUACGAGUUGUUGAUUUCAAGCAUAGCGUGGUUCAUCUAUGGAGUUUGGAAAAACUGCACGACCGCGUGCGGCAGAUGCGACAAAUGCACCAAUAUCUCGAUCAACCAGAAUAUGCACAGCACCUUAGCCUCGACAACCCGUUCAUCGAGAACUGCAUGCCAUCCUAUACGCUUGUGGGCGAGGUCGAUGUGCCGCUGAAGGCUGUCUUUGAGUGUCGGGUUCAGGAUUCCACAUUGGAUGUCCUCUCACCCUAUACAUCCCAUGUCGUUGGCAUCAUCAAGCUUUCGCUUGAGCCAUCUCAUGCUCGGGCACCGACCAACACCGUCAAGUUCAAUGUUGUCAUGCACGAACUUGUGGGUUUUGCUGAACGAGAAGGCACUGAGGUCCAUGCACAACUCUUCAUUCCUGGCAUUUCUGAAGAGGAUGGCAUCACCACAACUCAAAUGAUCAAAGACUUUGACGAGGGGCCAAUACGAUUUGAGAGUGUUCAUAGUAUGAGCAUUCCUUUGUUCGCCCCCAAAGACGUCACGUUGAGAGUCGCCAUCUUCGCAAAGGUAUCGACGAUGCAUCUCGAUAAGCUGCUUAGUUGGGACGAUAUGAGAGAUGCUGUGCCUAUCAGGGAAGACAAAGCCAAAGCGUCACGGAUCAAUGAAUCGCAGUUCUUCACCCAAGAAAAACACGAUUUACUUUCUCGGAUCCAGAUCAUGGAGCUUAAUGAGAAUGGCGAGUACGGUCCAGUGGAGGUUACACAGACUAGCGAGCUCGAUACGGGAACCUACCAGCUUCACCAAGGCCUGCAAAGAAGGAUCGGCAUCAAUAUCUCUCACAGCUCUGGCGAUGCUCUUCCGUGGGAUGGCGUUACUGCCGUUCGCGUAGGCAAGGUCAGACUCGUUGACUCUGCGGGCAAAACACCUGACAUGGGAGCUACCGAGCCUGAUAUCUCCUUGAAGCUGUCACAAAGCCCAAUUUUCCGUGAUAAUGCUAACGGCACUAAAAGCCUGACGAUAUAUUCCCAGUGGGACUCUAGUUUACAUAACUCGCUACUCCUUGACCGAGUGACGCAGGACAAGUAUCGAGUCCAAAUGACUAUCUCCUGGGAAAUUAGUUCUGAGAAAUUGGCCGAGCCGAUGAAGUUCUCGCAAAAGGUUUGUGUGCAAAUUUUAUCAAGAUCAUAUGUGCGCCAGACCUCGAUGUUCUCGGCAUUGUGGCAAAACGUCCGUUUCGUGCGGUCUUCAACUGGUAUUUUCACUCUUGCCAUGCGCCCUGCUCCUGUCAAGAAGGUUGGGGACUUGUGGCGACUGAACAGUCAGCACGAUUAUGUGAAGGGAGAAGAGAACCUGACAAGUUGGACACCACGCGGCGUGUCUUUGGUCAGUGAUUUCCUGAUGGCCCGCAAGAAGAAAAAGCGUGCUGCGGCCAUGGAAGUCACCGAAGCUGUUCUGGCCAAACUGGGCUUGGAUGCAGCCAGUACGACGUCUGAAAAGAAGGAACCUUCGCCCGAACCCUCUCCAGAGCUGAAGCCAAUUAUUCCCAGUGAUGACGAUCUGCUCAAUGACACGCCAGAAAACUCGCAAACUCUGCUUGACGACGACGAACGGCCCGCAACAGACGCGCCUCAAGCUGGGCGUUCUGAAGAAACGCUACAGCUUGAGGCGGGUGGGUCUGAAACCGAAACAGAGCAACAGGAAGAAGCACAAACUGAGAUCGAUACUGUUGAGCGGGACGAGUCAGAUGUGCCAGAGACGGAAGGGCUGGAGAAACAGCCCGAGGAAAAUGGCGCAGAAGAAGUGGCACCAGAGAAAUCAGAUGCCACAAAUGCCGAAGAGGGUGAAAUUAUUCAGGUCGAGGAACUGCCGUCACCACCACCAAAGCCGGAAUAUGACGAAGAACAAACAGAUCUUUUGACAAAGUGCCUCAAACUUUGGAAGAAGUACCCUGAUCCUUCGGACAAGAUCCUCAGCUUGACGAACAUGGCGCCGCCCGAAGAUGGACUGACGACUGAUGCCCCAGCGCAGCCUACACUUGUCGCAACAGUCAUUAGGGUACCCAAGAACCCCAAGGUUCUGAAAGGCGGAUAUUUGAUGAUUCCCAACAGUGACUCGACCCGGUGGGUCAAGCGAUUUGUCGAGUUAAGACGACCAUAUCUUCAUCUGCAUUCUGCUACAGAUGGCGAUGAGGUUGGACUGAUAAGUUUGCGAAACUCUCGCAUUGAUAGCCAACCUGGGGUAAUGGGCUUGCUCCAAGGGCCUGCUGACUCUGGGGCCCAGAACGGUCAAGAAGGACCCGACUUUACACCAGGACAUCGACGAACUGGAUCGGGUCGCGUUAUAUCUACCAUCUGGACAGGCAGUGGGGGUAAUGCCUCGUCAGGAGGUUCCGGCCUUCAGCGUCUUCCAGACCGUAUGCAAUCGGCAGUAUUUGCCAUUUACGGAACAGACAAUACCUGGCUCUUCGCGGCAAGGAGCGAAAGGGAUAAGAUGGACUGGAUCUUCCGGAUCGACCAGACCUAUCUCUCAGGCAAUGACAGCAUCCCUGGAAGCGGGAUAGCCAGCCCGUAUCCGGGUAGCGAUUUCUAA